Molecule: messenger RNA, 798 nt
Organism: Dromiciops gliroides (monito del monte)
Lineage: Eukaryota; Metazoa; Chordata; Mammalia; Microbiotheria; Microbiotheriidae
Product: proliferating cell nuclear antigen-like
Biological process (GO): translesion synthesis; mismatch repair; leading strand elongation
Cellular component (GO): PCNA complex
Molecular function (GO): DNA polymerase processivity factor activity; DNA binding
Source: RefSeq, a predicted model, not a curated record
AUGGGCCCCUGGGUGUGGUCAAGCCCCACUAGCUGCAGCCCUACAAUGACCAGUGGAUUAGCUUGGCAUGUGCGGAGGCACAGGGAGCCCGAGGGCAUUGUUUCAAACAGCCUUAAAAAAUUACCCUUCUGGGACAUCAGCUCAAGUGGGGUGAACCUGCAGAGUAUGGACUCAUCCCACAUCUCCCUGGUGCAACCCACCCUCCGCUCGGAGGGUUUCGACACCUACCACUGUGACCGCAACCUGGCCAUGGGCAUUAAUCUCACCAGCAUUUCCAAAAUAUUAAAAUGUGCCAGCAACGAAGAUAUUAUCACCCUAAGGGCCGAAGAUAAUGCAGAUACACUCGCACUGAUAUUUGAGGCACCAAAUCAGGAAAAAGUUUCAGACUACGAGAUGAAGUUAAUGGAUUUAGAUAUUGAACAACCUGGAAUUCCAGAACAAGAAUAUAGUUGUGUAGUGAAAAUGCCUUCUGGUGAAUUCGCACGAAUCUGUCAGGAUCUCAGUCAUAUCAGUGAUGCUGUUGUAAUUUCCUGUGCAAAAGACGGUGUAAAAUUUUCUGCCAGUGGAGAACUGGGAAGUGGAAAUGUAAAAUUGUCACAGACAAGUAAUGUUGACACAGAGGAGGAAGCUGUAACAAUAGAGAUGAAUGCAGUUCAGGUGACCACAGCACUUCGAUACAUGAAUUUCUUUACCAAAGCCACUCCACUCUCUCCUACAGUAACACUCAGUAUGUCUGCAGAUAUGGGACACUUAAAAUAUUAUCUGGCUCCCAAGAUUGAGGAUGAAGGAGAAUCUUAG